Molecule: messenger RNA, 2241 nt
Organism: Lagopus leucura (white-tailed ptarmigan)
Lineage: Eukaryota; Metazoa; Chordata; Aves; Galliformes; Phasianidae
Gene: TM2D1
Product: TM2 domain containing 1
Exons: 6
Coding region: 1-603 (200 amino acids)
Source: RefSeq, a predicted model, not a curated record
AUGGCCGCCCGGCUGCCGGCCGGCCCGGGGCGGCGGGGAGGCGAGCUGGAGGCCCUGUUCCUGCUUCUCCUGUGGCUCGCAGCCGCGGACGCAGCGGCGAGCCCGGAGCCGCCGCCCAAAUGCGAGGAGCUGCGGCUGGGGCAAUAUAUGUGUGAUGAGCCUAAAAUAGACAAUAGCACACAGGAACCAAUGAAUUGCACAAAUCACACGGCAUAUGUUCAGUGCCUGCCAGCACCAAAUAUUACUUGCAGAGAUUACCUGGGCAUAGAAAAAGUCUUUACUGGUCAGGAAGUUGGAUUUUACAAGCCUAUUGCAUGCCGUAAUGUUAAUGGAUACUCUUACAAAGUGGCAGUGGCUCUGUCCUUAUUCCUUGGAUGGCUGGGAGCAGAUAGAUUUUAUCUAGGCUAUCCUGCCUUAGGUUUGUUAAAGUUCUGCACUGUAGGAUUUUGUGGAAUUGGUAGCUUAAUUGAUUUCAUACUUAUUUCAAUGCAGAUUGUUGGACCUUCUGAUGGCUCUAGUUACAUUAUAGAUUAUUAUGGAGCGAGGCUGACACGGCUCACUAUUACCAACACGACGUUCAGGAAGAUGCAGACCUACCCUUAACCCUGGCAGUAAGUGUCACAUGCAGAAGUGUGCUUUAGUUUUACAGAAGGAUCUAGUCGUCCACUGGAAUUGCUGGUGACUUAUUAAUUACACUUCAUCAGAACUGAUUAGACACACUUUGAACAAAGAUGAUAAAAUACGAAAAUUCAUCAAAUGCAUGAGUUUACCACAAAGGAGCCAGGUUUCUUUGACUGCUCUGUUUCUGUGAGCACACAGUUUGUGGUGAGGUUGUACAGUUAUGAAAUAAGCAGGCUUUUGCUGUUUGCACAAUGUUAUUCCGUGCCUCAGCAUAAUUUACAGGGUUGAAGGGAAGAAGGAGGUAGUUCUGAAGAACUGCAUUGGUCUUCAGUGCACUGAAACCAGUGAGAGUUUUAUCAUGAAUGGGCCAGGAAGGCACUUGGAUCUGUCUUCAGAACUGUUGCAUGUUGUUGUGUUGCAACAAGCAUCACAGUUUGGAAAUGAACCAAAACCGCAGAUGGCCUUUCUUUCUAUCCUGUUAGGUAAAGUCCAGGUGGCCCUGAAACUUGUGCUGGCAUAGCAUGUGAAAUCCUUUUAACUGAAACAAUUCUGUAAAGUUUGAAGACAAAUUUGGGGCAAGCUGUACAAUUUGAUCAAUGCUAAUCAACAGUAGAAACAUGUCUACUUAAAAAAUAGUACCAUGGGUGACAAAAUAGAAAGGUGACCAUUGGGUGCACCGAGGUUAGAAUACCAUAUAGCUGUUAUGAUUAUUCUGAUUUUUUUUUUAACUAAUAUUUUUCCCUCCUCUCUUGCAACUACCCAUAGUAAGAUACAUACUUCCUUUUUUUUUCCUGAAAAGAAACUUAUGCAUCUGUUUUACAGAUACAGAAUGUCCAAAAAGUGAAUUCUUUGUUUGAAUAAAGCCCUUAGAAGGUUCUUCUUUUUAAUCAGUUGUGUUUCUGUGAAAUAAAUCCUGUGUCCUUCAAAGCAUUUUGACCAAAUUCUUUAGGAUAGCCAAGAUUUACGUGGAUGUUUCUUCAAAGAAAAACGUAUACACAGAGACAGAAAACGUGUCAACAGAAUCUUGAUGCUAUUUGACCAAUUUUAAACAUUCCCUUCACCUUCUUAUGAAAACCAGCAGUAACUGAAUGACACAUCCACGCUAUAUAAACUUCAGUGUAGAUUUCCUUCAGUAAUUUGGGCUGUCCUUUUGCUUUUCAGAUGAAACUUUCGAAACGUUGUUAGUGUCUGCAACCAAUAUUUUACAAAAAUUGAUGCCUGAAUUGAUUUUUCAAUGCACAAUUGUUAGUCUCUUUUAAACCUACAUUAAGACUUGGUGCACAGGAAGCUUUGUAAAAUAAAAAUCCUGUUUUGCUUUCCAAAUCAGUGAAACCUGACGUAUGAUGUAAUGAGAAUCAACUACACACAACACUUUGUACUUACAUGAAAAGACAUAACUUUGUUAAUACUUGCUAACACACUCUACUUAUGGGUUCAAAGAGACAAGAAUACUCCAUUAGAUUCGUUCACCUGCCUGACACUUGUUGCAUCUCCCCUUUGUCUUUCACCAAAUGCUCUUUAUGCGUGUCAGCUUCAGUUUCUGAAAUGAGCACUUUCAAAACCAGACAGGAAGUGGAUGGAAAAUAAAUGCUGGAAUCAAAUAAAAUCCCGUGGCUCAUA